Anoplophora glabripennis (Asian longhorned beetle) is the source of this 642-nucleotide messenger RNA. Its product is annotated as cold and drought-regulated protein CORA-like. Bases 26 to 508 code for a protein of 160 amino acids. The record is from RefSeq and is a predicted model, not a curated record. The transcript has 2 exons. Lineage: Eukaryota; Metazoa; Arthropoda; Insecta; Coleoptera; Cerambycidae.
UCGUAGAGUCGGCAAGAUAUCAACCAUGAACGCCUUGACCAUUGUAGCUCUAGCCAUCUUCUCCGUCGCGGUGUCCGGCCACGGCCAUCACGGGCACCACGGAGGUGGCGGCGGAGGACAUGGAGGCGAAGGGCACGGAGGAGACGGACAUGGAGCGACCAUCGAGGGCCAUCACGACGGCCCAUUCCACGUCCACGGACCAUCCUACGGACCAUCUCAACUCAAGGGACCCCACUUCGCCGAAGCUGGAGUAUCCGGACCUAGCGUUGGACCCGCUUCCGUUGAGGGACCUAGAGUAGCAGCCGUCGCAAUCUCCGGACCAGUCAACGAGGGAGCCGUCCUCUCGGCUCCAGUCUUUGGAGGAGUCACCUUCGCCGAAGGAGCUGGUGGUGGCGGCGGUGCCGGAGGCGAAGGCGGUGAAGGCGGCGCAGGAGGACACGGAGGCGGAUGGGGAGGUCACGGAGGACAUGGAGGACAUGGAGGUCACGGUCAUGGGUACCAUCACUAGGACUGGAACGCUGCGUUUUUGUUGACACCUCAAAUAGUACCUUAACUCAAUGGUUGAAAUUUAUUUAUGUUGAACGGUUUUGCAAUGUUACCAUUGUUUUAUAUUUUUUUUACCAGUUUAUCACAUGUUUAAUA